ACUUGAACUUCAUUAAAAAAACAACAUCCUCAUGUCAAAAAAGAAGAAACCCAGAAAAAUCUAAAAUCAACCUUUGACCAAAGCCAAGUUAGGAUUAACAGGAUGCCUCAUCACCAUAUAUACUGCCAAUGAUCCUACUAUAAAUUGAGGGGGAGGACAUUCAGCGCCAUAACUCACAAAAAUCUGACCUAACUUAAUUAAGCUUCAGCUAUGGCAGAAAGGAGGAUUGCAGUGGUUACAGGGGGAAACAAAGGAAUAGGUUUCGAAAUAUGUAAACAGUUAGCAUCUCAAGGUGUUACUGUUGUGUUAACUGCCAGAGAUGAGAAGAGAGGCAAUGAAGCUGUGGAGAAGCUUGUUGAAGAUUCUGGGAUUUCUGAUAAAAAUGUGAUCUUUCAUCAGCUUGAUGUGAUGGACCCCAAAAGCAUGGCCACUCUUUUUGACUUCAUCAAUUCCAAGUUCGGAAAGCUAGAUAUUUUGAUUAACAAUGCGGGGAUUGGAGGGGUAACAGUAGAAGGAGAUGUUUCAAUUUAUCAUGACCAAAUCAUGGCAGAUUUCUUCAGGGCUACUGGUCAAGAAGUACCUGAGAUCAGAUCAACUGGAAAACUCAUUCAGACUUGUGAUUUGGCAGAAGAGUGCCUGAAAACCAACUACUAUGGUGUGAAACAGAUGACCGAAGCAUUUAUUCCGCUCAUGCAGUCAUCUUCUUUGCCUAGAAUUGUAAACAUCUCCUCUUUCUUGGGGAAGCUUGAGCUCUUAUCCAAUGAGUGGGCGAAAAAGGUGCUGAGCAACGGCGAAAACCUGACAGCAGAAAGAGUAGAUGAGGUGGUAGCUCAAUUUCUCAAGGACUUCAAGGAGGGCACAGCAGAAGUUAAAGGUUGGCCAACUGCUAUAGCAGCGUACAAAGUUUCGAAAUCAGCCCUGAACGGGUACACCAGAAUCCUAUCGAAAACAUACCCGGGUUUCUGCAUCAAUUGUGUUUGUCCAGGCUACUGCAGCACAGAUAUAAACUGCCACACUGGAUUUCUUACUUCAGCAGAAGGUGCUGAAGCUCCUGUGAUGCUUGCAUUGUUGCCUAAUGGUGGCCCUUCUGGCUCAUACUUUUUAGGGAAAGAAGUGACAACUUUUUAGAGAAGUUUAUGAUGAGCAUAAAAAAAUGGUAUUGCUGAAUGAAAAAUGCUCAUCUUAGUAACUGUGUGAUGUACCUUGCUGGAUGUGGAUUUGUUUUAUGAAAGACAGCUUUGGAGUCGUAAAUUCGACUUCUCAUACGUCCUAAAAUAAUUGUUCAAUUUGUUUCUCUAAAUUAAAUGAAACCGAGAUUUAUUAAUACGAAAUUUGGCGGAAAAAUUCAUUUCUAUGUGGAUGGUUCAUCCUCUUCAAGUCUUCAUUGCUUAAAAAAAACAAAACAUCAAAAACAAAUUACUUCUAAUAGUUCAAUAAACCCG
Oldenlandia corymbosa var. corymbosa is the source of this 1442-nucleotide messenger RNA. The record is from the annotation of a GenBank genome assembly. Lineage: Eukaryota; Viridiplantae; Streptophyta; Magnoliopsida; Gentianales; Rubiaceae.